CGACUUAUGGCGUUUACUGCUGCACGACAUUCAAACCAAUCGCUUCUACAAUCCAAUUGACUAGACCGUCUUACUGCAUAUUGAACCAACAUGGAUGUAUUCUACGCAUACACCUACUCGACCGCAGGAUGGCUGUCAUUGCAGGGACUGGCGUUGACGACCGUUCCGCAACUGAUGUCCACCAUGCUACUGGAUGAGACACGCCCGGCCACCUCGGUUGAGGUAUACUUUGCGCGCUGUCUCGGAUUCAGCCUUCUGACCGUAGCCAUGCUCACCAUCAUGCUAACGGGGUCCAUCCCGCUGUCCUCAACGGUAUCCGAUCCCGUCUCCACCGAGGAAUCCGAUCCCAAGGCUCCAUACGCGGUCCCCACGCUGAUCAUCACGUGUGCGUUCCACUCCGUGUCUGCCGCCUACGCCUACACGCGGUACGUAGACAGCAGCCAGGCUGUGUUUGCCAUUGGGUUGGCGGUGUAUGGACUGGUGGCGGCCGUGGGGCUCUGGUGUGUGUUGUUUGCCAGCAGCAAUGGGAGGAUUAGUCGCAAGACGGGGGCCGAUAAGCGGACUGCGGGGUUUCCAUUCAAAAAUAUGGAGGCGUCGAAGAGGCAUGCGGGGAAGAAGAGUUCGUGAGUUUAUGGACGGAUUGACUUUCUUCUUUAAUUAUUAUGGUUAUUGUUAUUUAGUUGAUGGCGCAAGUCAUGAGGUCGGUCUGAAGAGGUUCGGUAGGACAGAACAUGGAUGAUGGAUGGUAGAUAGACCGGGAGAUUGAAUGCUUACAAUGAGGACAAUAGAAUAAAUGAGGUAGCUUAUCUGGUGGCUGACCAUCUGAUCCACAUUGAUGGCGUGGUCAUCUUCAUCGUCAUCUUCAUCAAUAUCUUCAUCAUUACUGAGCGGGGAAGUCGAUAGUACUCAACCGGGAUUCCACCAUGAUUCCCCUCAUUGAAUACUACAUCGACAAGUACCUGAUACCUGAUUUGUUGCAUCCUAGCCGGAUCAAGCAGCAGCUCUAUCCCUGAAACCAAUAUCAAUCCUGGGAGGGAGAUUGAUGAAAUUAAAUUAAAACCGACAGGGCAACCACCAACACGCCAAGAGACGGGCUGCAACCUCAGGCCGCCUCUGUCCUCC
Molecule: messenger RNA, 1122 nt
Organism: Aspergillus candidus
Lineage: Eukaryota; Fungi; Ascomycota; Eurotiomycetes; Eurotiales; Aspergillaceae
Exons: 3
Coding region: 91-627 (178 amino acids)
Source: RefSeq, a predicted model, not a curated record